AUGGAUUCUGUAGGCUUAUCCCAAAAUGAAAACAGUACUGCAGAGAAAAAUAUGUACCUUUUAUAUGCUUCACUUCCAGAACCAACUUCCUUUCCUCGUAUUGGAGAACAACACCAAGCUAGAAUACCACCUUUGCUGACAGAAGAGGAACGUCUUCAAGAAAGACAGAGACCAGCAAGUGUUGAUCAUGAAUCCCCAGAGCAUGAUAAAAUCUCUAUUGAAUCAGGGGGUUUCAUCCCAAUUAAAUGGGUUACUGAAAAGGGUGAUCACCAAAACCAAGUAGAUGAUGAGCAGAAUGAGAAUACUGAAAAUGCUCAACUAGAUCCAGUAGUACCAUUCACUCCUCUGCCUAGUUCUGGAGAAAACUCUUGGGGUCCUUUAGAAGAAGAAAGCUUUCUCCUUAGUCUUUACAUAUUUGGGAAAGAUCUUGUUCAAGUGAAAGUUUUCAUGGAUGAGAAAAAAUACAACAAUAUUCUUCCGUACUACUAUGGGAGUUUCUAUGGGUCUGAUUCAUUUAAGAAAUGGACCAAGGGUAAAAAGAUCCAAAGAAGAAAGUGUGGACGUGGGAAAAAAUUGUUUACUGAUCAGAAGACUCUACGUAAAUUUCUGGAAAGACUUCUACCUUUGAUAUCAAAAGAAACUAAGAGUUUAUUGCUAAAGGCUGCUGAUAGUUUGAAUGAGAAGGAAAUUUCUAUGGAGUGCUUUGUGUUUACAGUGAGAUCUUAUGUUGGUCUGGAAAUUUUUGUGAAUGCUGUUGGCAUUGGAAAAGGAAAAUGUGACCUAACUACCUUUGCAUUUAAACAAGUUAAAAAGAAGAAAAAAAUCAAAUCUGUUCCAAGAGUAACAAGGAGAUCAAAAAGCAAGCCAUUCUCAUCUUUUACCUCUGGAGACAUUAUCAACUAUCUAACAGGAGGUUCCAGAUUAAGCAAAACAAAGUCAAGUGAUCUCUUUUGGAAAGCUGUUUGGCCUUGCUUGGUGGCAAAAGGAUGGAACUCAAUGAAUCUCAAGGGUAACCUUUCAAAGAAUCAUCUGGUAUUUCUAGUCCCUGGUAUCAAGAUGUUCUCAAAGAAAAUACAUAAAAAAGGCACACACUAUUUUGAUUCUAUCAGUGAUAUCUUAAACAAAGUUGCAGCAGAACCAAGUCUUCUUGAGCAAAAUGCUGAAUGUUCCAAAGGGAAAAAGUUGUAG
Dioscorea cayenensis subsp. rotundata (Guinea yam) is the source of this 1188-nucleotide messenger RNA. RefSeq lists its product as uncharacterized. The transcript has 2 exons. The coding region runs from base 1 to 1188 and encodes 395 amino acids. Gene Ontology annotation, molecular function: transcription corepressor activity. The record is from RefSeq and is a predicted model, not a curated record. NCBI's taxonomy places the organism in Eukaryota, Viridiplantae, Streptophyta, Magnoliopsida, Dioscoreales, Dioscoreaceae. Gene Ontology annotation, cellular component: nucleus.